AUGUCAGUCCUCCCUUCGCCCCCUCCCCCUCUUACUGGAGUGACCCCAGGCUCCUCCUGCUCUGUCUCAGCCCUCACUCCCCUCAUUCUCACUCUGCUCUCCUGCCUCCUUGUCCUGAACCCCUUGGGCAUCUCCCGUGGCCCCUCCACCCGCCCCUCCCUCUGUGAGGAGCAGUCUCUCCAGGAUUUGCAGAAUUUGAAGGAAAGAGAUUUAACUGUGACAGGAGAUGGAGGAACCCCGCUGAGUGAAGGACAGAAAGCCCGGGUCAGCCUCGCCAGAGCCGUGUAUCAGGAUGCAGACAUCUACCUCCUGGACGAUCUGCUCAGCGCAGUGGAUGCAGAAGUCAGCAGGCACUUGUUCGAACAGUGUAUUCGUCAGACCUUGAAGGAGAAAAUCACAAUCUUAGUAACUCAUCAAUUGCAGUACCUAGAAGAAACAAGUCAGAUUCUGAUACUGAAAGAUGGCAAAACAGUGAAAAGGGGAACUUACUCUGAGUUCCUGAAAUCUAGGGUAGAUAUUCUUUCGCUUUUUGACAAGGGGAAUAAGCAGUCUGAACCAUCUCCAGUUCCAGGAACUCCCACUCUGAUCUCUGAGUCUUUGGGUCAGUCUCUACAGUCUCCUAGAACCUCGUUGAAAGAUGCGGCUCCAGAAGACCAAGAUACUGAGAACAUACAGGUUAUACUACCUCUAGAAGACCAAUUGGAAGGAAAAGUGGAGUUUAAGACCUAUGCAAAUUACUUCACAGCUGGUGCUCACUGGUCUGUCAUCAUCUUCCUUAUUCUAGUAAACAUCGCAGCUCAGGUCGCCUACGCCCUGCAGGACUGGUGGCUUUUAAACUGGGCGAAUGUAAAAAGUGGCCUGUAUUUUGGGACAAAUGUAGAAGAAGCCACAGAUGUAAUGUUUGUGCUGAACUGGUUCUUAGCAGUUUAUUCAGGGUUAACUGUAUCUACCAUCCUUUUUGGCAUCACAAGGUCUCUGCUGAUAUUCUACGUCCUUGCUAAUUCUUCACAAACUUUGCACAACAAAAUGUUGGAGAGCAUUUUGAGAGCUCCAGUAUUGUUCUUCAGUAGAAAUCCAAUAGGAAGAAUUUUAAAUCGUUUCUCCAAAGACAUUGGGCAUAUGGAUGACUUGCUGCCCCAGAUAUUUCAAGAUUUCAUCCAGACAUUUCUACUUGUGAUCGGUGUGAUGGGUGUCAUGGUGGCUGUGAUUCCUUGGAUUGCUAUACUUGUGAUUCCCUUUGGCAUGAUUUUGUUUGUUGUCCAGUGGUAUUUCUUAAGGACAUCACGAGAUGUGAAACGCCUGGAAUCUGCAGCACAGAGUCCAGUGUUUUCUCACUUAGCAUCUUCUCUCCAAGGACUCGAGACCAUCCGGGCAUACAAAGCCGAACACAAGUUUCAGAAACUGUUCGAUUCACACCAGGAUUUGCACUCAGAGGCUUGUUUCCUGCUUUUGACGAUGUCCCAACAGUUCGCUGUGUAUCUGGAUGUCAUCUGUGCCAUCUUUGUCACUAUUGUUGCCUUUGCGGCCCUGAUUCUGGCAGAUACUUUGAAUCCUGGGGAGGUUGGCCUGGUCCUGUCUCUAAUCAUCACACUUACGGGGAUGUUCCAGUGGUGUAUCAGGCAAAGCACUGAAGUUGAGAAUAUGAUGAUUUCAGUAGAAAGGGGAAUUGAAUAUACAGACCUUGAGAAAGAAGCACCCUGGGAACUCGAGUAUCGUCCACCACCAUCCUGGCCUCAUGAAGGAAGGAUUUACUUUACUUAUGUUAACGUCAAGUACAGUCUGGAUGGGCCUCUGGUAUUGAAGAACCUGGACACGCUCAUUGACCCAAGAGAAAAGCGUGGCAUUGUGGGAAGAACAGGAGCUGGAAAAAGUUCCCUCAUCACUGCUCUUUUUAGAUUGUUGGAACCUGAAGAACCUGACAUUUGGAUUGAUGGGAUCUGGACCACCAACAUUGGACUUCAUGAUUUAAGGAAGAAAAUGUCAGUUGCAUCUCAGGAACCUGUUUUAUUCACCGGAACAAUGAGGAAAAAUCUGGAUCCUUUUAAUGAACAUACAGAUGAGGAACUAUGGAAUGCCUUAGAAGAGGUGCAACUUAAAGACAACAUUGAACAUCUUCCUGGUAAAAUGAAUGCUGAAUUAGCAGAAUCUGGAUUGAACUUGAGUGUUGGACAGAGACAACUGGUGUGCCUUGCUCGGGCUAUUCUCAAAAAAAAUCAGAUAUUGAUUAUUGACAAAGCCACAUCAAAUGUGGAUCCAAGAACUGAUGAGUUAAUACAGAAAAAAAUUCGUGAGAAAUUUGCUCACUGCACUGUGCUAACCAUCACACACAGGUUGAGCAAUGUCAUCGACUGUCAACGGAUAUCAGUUUUGGAAUCAGGGAGACGGAAAGAAACUGGUCAGCCAAAUGAUUUGCUGCAGAAUAGAAACAGUCUGUUUUAUAAAAUGGUGCAACAACUGGGCAAGGAGGAAGUAGCUGUCCUCACUGAAAGGGCAAAAUAGGACAGGGAGUUGUCAUUAAAGUUUGUCUCCAGGUUCCCUCUUCAUAAGAUCUCUAUCAAGUGUCUAAUAACAAGCACUCUAUGCCCUUAUAAACCUCCAGAGACUAAGCUUCAUGAGUGGGUCUUAACACAUGGGAGGUUAAGAGCAGGUCUGCUGAGAAUCUGCAGCAGUGGUGGGGAUGGGGUCACCAUACAUGAACUCUUCUGUUUGCAUACCUGUGCCUGCGACAGAGAUGUCAGAUUGGACUUUCCACACUUCUGGACUCUGGGUUCAGAUUCUCAUAGAGCACAGAACACUCUCAUUUUGCAGACCCUUUACAUUCAUUCUGAUUGGUGCUCAACAUAUUUGUGAUGCAAGUUCUGUCAAGGAAUAUCCAGGAAAUUUGAGAGUUCGGGGGAUCAUUUUUUGAAAUAUUUUGAUUCUAGGAAGACCUUCCUGGGAACGGUGUAGGUCUUUCUGUUUUCUAAUCUGUAAAGAAAACUUCUACAUGAUACUGCAAGUUUCUCCCUUUUGCCACUCACCACCCCCAGGCUUCCUCUACCUUCUAGAAAAUGAAAUUGUCAUCAGGACAAAUCAAGAACUCAUAAUUCCUUCACACUGUAGUCUGAAUGGUGCUUGAAGGUUUAUAGAGCACUUUCUCAGAGAUGAGGUGUGUGAAGGACUAAGCACUGUGCAUGGUGUGAGGAAGGGGAUCGAUGGGUAACAUUCAGGUCACGUGAUAUCUUCCUAACAAAGGUGAGAUGGUGA
Messenger RNA from Odocoileus virginianus texanus, 3246 nucleotides. The record is from RefSeq and is a predicted model, not a curated record. NCBI's taxonomy places the organism in Eukaryota, Metazoa, Chordata, Mammalia, Artiodactyla, Cervidae.